Messenger RNA from Drosophila montana, 1461 nucleotides. RefSeq names its product peroxin 13 (gene Pex13). Gene Ontology annotation, molecular function: protein binding. The transcript is spliced from 3 exons. Gene Ontology annotation, cellular component: peroxisomal membrane; peroxisomal importomer complex; peroxisome. The coding region runs from base 1 to 1203 and encodes 400 amino acids. Lineage: Eukaryota; Metazoa; Arthropoda; Insecta; Diptera; Drosophilidae. Gene Ontology annotation, biological process: protein import into peroxisome matrix, docking. The record is from RefSeq and is a predicted model, not a curated record.
AUGGGCGACAACAACAAUCUGCGAAGCGCAGUUAUAAACGAGUCGCCUAUGCUGGCCACCCCAUACGGCAACGUGAGGUCACUUGCAGCCCCACCACCCAUUCCACAGUCUCCCUUGCAGCAGAGCUCAUAUGGUUACGGAGGAGGCUACGGCAACGUUGGGGGCUAUGGACUCGGCUUAGGCGGUUACAAUACAGGAGGCUAUAAUGCUGGCGGAUUCGGCUACGGUGGUUUCGGUAUGGGUGGCAUGGGUAACUAUGGUGGCGGCUAUGGGGCGUACAACAGAUUUGGUGGCAUGAAUGCCAACGAUCCUGAGCAGCGUUUUAUACAAAUGGCCGAGGCAAGCUCACGUCCCGCAUUCCAAAGCAUCGAAUCACUGGUAUCGGCUAUUGGGAACAUUGCUUCCAUGUUGGACUCUACGUUCUUUGCGUUGACAAGCUCGUUUCGUGCCAUUCUUGGCGUGGCUGCAAAUUUUGGACGCCUGCGCAGUGUUUUUGCCCAGUUCUGGACAUCGUUUGCUAUCUUCCGCGGUCUAAAAUGGAUUUACAGAAAAAUACUGUUUUGGCUACGCCUUUCGAAUUUGGAUCCUUCGUCGACAGCUUUUAAAAAAGCUUUCGCCGAAGCGCUCAAUGAUAAUAAUGUACAGAAUGGCAGUGCGCCAAAUAUACCCCGAAAGGGCACGUCCCCGUGGCCAGUGUUGGCUUUCAUUAGUUUCAUCUUUACCGCACCAUAUCUGAUCAUGAAGUUGCUGGGCACUGUGACGAAUACGGCGCAAGAGGAAGCCCGCAAUCCCUCCAAGUGGACAGCCCCGAUACAGACGCAGGCCGUGUAUGAUUUUCAGGCGCGCAACGAAAGCGAAUUGACAUUGCGUGCCGGUCAGUCCGUCCAGGUGGCUCCCCGUGAGAUUCAACAGACCCUCCAACUGUUGAAUUCUGGCUGGGCCCUGGCUUCAACAAAUGGCCAGAGCUCGGGCUUAAUACCAAUCAAUUAUGUGAAAUCACCGCAGCAAAUGCGCCAAGAGCGACAGGAACCAGUUAAGCCACUGCAACCGCAGCCCGAGCUGAUGAAUCUGUCUGCAAAUGCAUUCCCCACCCUGCCCAUUGAUCAACAAAUGAACUACGAAUUUAAUUUAGCUGCUCAGCAGCAGCAACCGCUUGGUCCACCAUCCACGACAGGGACAGCGUUCGAUCAAGGAUUUGCUUGAAAAGAGUAAAAGCCUUCAACACUUAGCUUUAAGCCAAUUAAAUUUGUGUUCUAGAUUCCAUCUGAACAAUAAUGAGGUCACCUUCGAGCUGUUAUUUUGUCGGGUUAUUUAUAUCAAAAUUCCUGCUCUUCAUUACCCAGUUAUUGAACAGCAUUUCUCUACACAGAUCCUUAAACAGUGGUAUUUUUUAAACACAAUAUAUAUAAACCUAAGAAAUAACGAAAGAAUAAAUACAUAAAUAAUUAAUAUCUUAAAAAA